This is a messenger RNA of Brienomyrus brachyistius, 9658 nucleotides long. RefSeq names its product neuron navigator 2a (gene nav2a). Gene Ontology annotation, biological process: neurogenesis; nervous system development. The coding region runs from base 112 to 7242 and encodes 2376 amino acids. Gene Ontology annotation, molecular function: ATP hydrolysis activity; protein binding; ATP binding. NCBI's taxonomy places the organism in Eukaryota, Metazoa, Chordata, Actinopteri, Osteoglossiformes, Mormyridae. The record is from RefSeq and is a predicted model, not a curated record. The transcript has 39 exons.
CCUGCCUAUCAGGCGCUCUUCAGCUCUCUCUCUCGCUCGCUCACUCGUUCCACAGGCUGCCUGCCUGCCUCCCUCUCCGCCAGGCGUUUGAGAGAAAAACGGCAGAAGAAGAUGCCGGCCAUUCUGGUGGCCACCAAGAUGAAGUCAGGGCUGCCCAAACCUGUGCACAGUGCUGUGCCCAUCCCGCACCUUCCUGCCCGGCUUGCUGCCCCGCAGCCCUGCGCCCUCAAGCUGGCCGGUGUCAAGCCCACCUAUUCCAGCCAGAUCCCCCUGAAAUCACCCCAGGGGCAUGAGCGUGAGGGCGAUGGGGCCCCAGGGAAGAGGAGUGCGACAGGAGGAGAUACGCAGAUUUACACGGACUGGGCCAAUCAUUACUUGGCCAAAUCCGGUCACAAGCGCCUGAUCAAGGACUUGCAGCAAGAUGUCACCGAUGGGGUUCUGCUGGCCGAAAUCAUCCAGGUUGUGGCCAAUGAGAAGAUUGAGGACAUCAAUGGAUGCCCCAAGAGUCGCUCUCAGAUGAUCGAAAACAUCGAUGCCUGCCUCAGCUUUUUGGCAGCCAAAGGUGUGAACAUACAGGGCCUGUCUGCAGAAGAGAUCCGGAAUGGGAAUCUGAAGGCUAUCCUGGGCCUCUUCUUCAGCCUGUCCCGGUACAAACAGCAGCAGGCACAGAAGCAGGCCACCCUACACCCCCAGCACCGACCCCUUGUCCAGCAAACUAGUGCCCCUACCCAAACUGGACCAAACACCCAUGGGACCCCCACCCCUGUGCAGGCCCAGUCCCUCCCCCCCUCAGCACACAUGUUGAAAGCACAAGCAGAGAUGCAGUCCAGUCUCCCAUCCAAAGAGGCUUCUCAGAGCAAACUGCUCAGAUUGGCUCUUGGUCAGAGAAGGUCUUCUAGGCUACCGGGUCCCACCUCCAGGCUUUCUACUGCAGGCAGUGAGAGCAAGGUCCGGCCCGGAGCCAGCACCAGCAGUCGGCGCAGCCAGAGCUUCAACAACUUUGACAAGUCCAAGCCUGGCACUGUGGUCCCUGGGGGCCAUGACAGAGAUCUGUUGGAGGGCGGCAGCAUGCAGCCUCUUGGAAUGACAGACUGUGUCUCCUGUCCAGCCCCUAUAAGUACCUCCACCAACACUUCUACCAUCAACAACUCCACCACUACCUCCUCCUCAUCUGUCAUCCCCCAGCCUAACUCAGUCAGCAAGCCCUGGAGGAGCAAAUCCCUCAAUGCCAAGCACAGUGCCACGUCUUCCAUACUGUCUGUGAAGCAGGACCCCACCAAGCAGCAGCAGCCUCCCACGCCAGUCAUUGAGACCCCACCUAAGGCUGCCCCCAUCAUACAGAAAUCCAUGCUUGAGAAGCUCAAACUGUUUAACAGCAAAGGGGCAUCUAAGUCCUCAGCUGGGAGCUCAGCAGACAGCUUGGCUACCCGGGAGACAGCAGUGGAGAAGGUGGAGGUUGGUUUCAACACUGACACUCUAGAGGAGGUCGAUGGCAACGUCAGGCCUGUUAACGGUACGGCUGCUCUUUCUAGCAGCCCCAAGAUUGCCCUCAAAGGUAUUGCGCAGCGUACCUUCAGCAGAGCCCUCACCACUAGGAAGAGCUCUCCGAAGUCUGCUGACAAGGACAAGCCCAAGGAAAAGGACAAAGCUAAGCGCUUGUCUGUCGCAGAGAAGGUGGAGCUGAGGGAGGAGCCAAAAGAGGAAGUGACGGUCGCCCCUGAGGCAGAACCUAAAAAAUACUCUAAGAUCGGCAGCUUUAUUCCCAAAGGGGGCAAGGUCAGCAGUGCCAAAAAAGAGAGCUCAGGCCCAGCACACAGCGGCAUACCAAAGCCAGGGGCCAAGGCCUCUGGGACAGCAAAGGCAUCUGGGGCAGCCAGCUCUGGGAAAGAUGGGGAGAGGCCACGCAGCAUGAGGCUGGCAGGGGGGCUCUCACUGCACAAGGGCCAGCUGGAUAGCAGGAACUCCAGUUCCUCCUCCAGCUUGGCCUCCUCAGAGGGCAAGGCCCAUGUCGUCAAUGGCACCUACCCAGUGGCCAGCAGCACCAGUGCUACACAGUCUACAGCCAGCAACACUGUCAGCGUUCAGCUACCACAUCCUCAGCAACAAUACAGCCACCCCAACACUGCCACAGUCGCCCCCUUCAUGUACAGGUCACAGACGGAUGUCGAGGGGUCUGUAAUUACAGAAUCUGGGUCAGGAGGAGGAAACGGGGACCCUGCGCUCUUCAGUAAACCCACACAACCCUCAGUGGAUGAUCUCACAGGUGAGGACCCCGAGACUAGACGGCUACGAACCGUUAAGAACAUCGCAGACCUCCGACAGAACCUGGAGGAGACCAUGUCCAGCUUGCGGGGGACCCAGAUCACACACAGCACCCUGGAGACGACCUUUGACAGCAGUGUCACCACGGAGAUGAGCGGGCGGAGCAUCCUCAGUCUGACAUCCCGCUCCACACCGCUGCCGUGGCGACUGGGCCAGUCCAGCCCCCGGCUGCAGGCAGGUGAUGCCCCUUCCAUAGCCAAUGGCUACCCAGCACGGGCCGCCGCCAGCCGCCUGGUCAGUGCAGAUGGGGGGCGCUACCUGUACUCAGGCCCCCUCCGCAGGCAGCUGGCUACACGGAGCAGCGCCAUCUGCAGUAUGGACCUAGCCAACAAGGUGGAGGAGCUGGACCUGGAGGGCAUGAACAUGGACGCUACAGGGUACAUGAGCGACGGAGACGUCCUGAACAAGAACGUGAGGGCGGAUGAUGUCAUCAGUGGCUACAUGACUGACGGGGGUCUGAGUUUGUACACGCGCCGCCUCAACAGGCUUCCCGAUGGAAUGGCCGUUGUGAGAGAGACUCUCCAUCGCAACGCAUCUACAGGCCAGGGGGAUGCUGACAGCUGGGACGACAGCAGCUCAGUCAGCAGUGGGAUCAGUGACACUGUGGAUACCGAUGACAUUAAUACCAGCUCCUCCAUCAGCUCCUAUGCCAACACGCCUGCUGCCACGCGCAAGGCCUUAGACGGACAGCCACAGACGGAUGCAGAGAAGCACUCAGUUGUGGAGUGCAACUCGAUGUGGUCCAGCGACGAUAUCAAGCGGUCAGAUGGGGGCUCUGACAGCGGCAUUAAGACUGAUCCCGGAUCUAAAUGGCGGCGCAACCCCUCCGAUGUCUCAGAUGAGUCCGACAAGAGCACGUCCAGCCGCAAGAUGGCCGGCAUCUCCCACACGGGCUCGUGGAGACGCGGCAUGACGGCCCAGGUGGGCAUCACAGCACCCCGGACCAAGACCCCACCCACGUCUGGUUCUGCUGCGAUCAAGGCACAGGGGGCUGGUAAGACUGACGACGCCAAGGUGUCCGAGAAGGGCUGCCUGUCGUCACACUCCAGUGCUAUCCAGCGCUCGCCCUCAGACGUUGGCCGCAGCAGUGGAGAUGAGUCCAAGAAACCCCCUUCCAGCUCAGCCCGCACCCCCACGAAUACUUUCGGCUUCAAGAAACUGACGGGAGGGGUGACCAUCGUCACAGCCAGUGGGGCGACUAUCACUGGCGGCUCAGCCACACUGGGCAAGAUACCCAAGUCGGCAGCUCUAACGGGGGGACGGUCGGUGGGCCGUAAAGCCAGCAUGGAUGGCUCACAAGUGCAGGAUGAGAGCUAUAUGCCUGUGGGCACCCGUGCCAACCUGCAGUAUCGCAGUCUGCCCCGGCCUGGCCGCUCCAGUGCCCGCAAUGGCAACCGCUCAUCCACCAGCAGCAUCGAGGCAGCCAGCCUCCCGGCACUGCGCGCCCGCGAGCCUCUCAAUCAGACAGACCGUGAAAAGGGUGUAGCCUCCGACACAGAAGGCGGAGCUGCCUGUAGCUCUAUCAAAGCUAGCCCUGUAUCGCAGGGUGAAGGCAUUGCCCCCUCCGCCGGCAGGCAGCAGACCAGCAAAUACGUGGACAUGUCCUCACCCACACUGCGCAGGCUCUUUGGGGGGAAGCCAGGCAAGCAGACAGACGCCAUGAAAAGCUCCACGGUCAUCUCUAACCCUCACGCCACCAUGGCUCAUCAGGGAAGCCUGGACUCAGCCCCGGGGGGCGCCUGUGGCGAGCCCGCCCACUCCUCUCUGGCUUCCAGCCCAGGCUCGGCCUAUUCGGCUCCCACCAACAGCCUGACUUGGGCCACUACGGCCAGCAGCUCCUCCGGUAUCAGCAAGGACGGCCCAGCUUACCCCUCGCUCAGCAGCCUGCACACCAGCUGCGAGUCCAUUGACGUCUCCAUGGGCAGCGCCGGUCUGGGCCACCUCAGCUCCGGCAGGGACGAUGCGCUGGGCACCUUUGUCCGCACCAGCAGCGUCAAGACCGGCAUGUCGGAGAGUCCCCUCUCCUCCCCUUCCGCUAGUCCCAAAUUCAGCAGAAACACUUUACCCCGGAAACAGGACAGUGACCCCCACCUUGAUAGCAACAGCUUGCCUAGAAAGGGACUCAGGUAUGGUCCGCCAGCCCAGCUCCGCAGCCACGACGAUGCCAAGGAAUGGCUACGCUCCCAUUCCGCGGGAGGCCUGCAGGAGUCUGCCAGCAACUCGCCCUUCUCCCCCGGGUCCAGCCUUAGUUCGCCAUCAGCGACGCGGUUCAACUUCGUCCCUCUCGGCAGCCCCACAGCAGCCACGCAAAUGAGCCUGGCUAACCUGCGUGCCAACUGCCUGUCCAAUCAGGACGGCCCUUACGACCCGUAUAGCGAUGCCCGUCUGCGCAAUUCCUCCAUGUCCUUGGAUGAGAAGACCCGAACCAUGAGCCGCUCUGGCUCCUUCCGCGACGGCUUUGAGGAGGUUCAUGGCUCCUCCCUCUCUCUCGUGUCAAGCACCUCUUCAAUCUACUCCACGCCUGAAGAGAAGUCACAGUCAGAGAUCCGCAAGCUCCGGAGGGAGCUGGACGCUUCCCAAGAAAAGGUGUCUGCCCUAACAACUCAGCUGAGUGCAAAUGCUCACCUGGUGGCAGCAUUCGAGCAGAGCCUGGCAAACAUGACCAUCCGGCUCCAGAGCCUCACCAUGACAGCAGAGCAGAAGGACUCUGAGCUAAAUGAGCUGAGGAAGACCAUCGAGUUCCUGAAGAAGCAGAAUGCUGCUGCGCAGGCCGCCAUUAACGGCGUCAUAAACACUCCUGAGCUGAGCGGUAAAGCCUCUGGUAACGGUACGCCGCACCCGGAUCUGCGCAUACGCAGGCAGCACUCAUCGGACAGCGUUUCCAGCAUCAACAGCGCCACCAGCCACUCCAGUGUGGGCAGCAAUGUGGACCCAGACGCUAAGAACAAGAAGAAAAAAAAGAAUUGGCUGCGGAGCUCCUUCAAGCAGGCCUUCAGCAAGAAAUCACCCAAGUCCGCGUCCUCGCACUCUGACAUCGAGGAGAUGACAGACUCGUCCCUGCCCUCCUCCCCAAAACUCCCCCACAAUGGCUCUGCCACCUCCACACCUGCGCUAAGGAACUCCCACUCCAACUCUCUCAUCUCAGAGUGCACGGACAGCGAGGCUGAGACAGUCAUGCAGCUACGCAGUGAGCUGCGAGACAAGGAGAUGAAGCUGACUGAUAUCCGGCUGGAGGCCCUUAGCUCCGCCCACCAGCUGGACCAGCUGCGAGAGGCUAUGAACCGCAUGCAGUGCGAGAUUGAAAAGCUGAAAGCUGAGAACGACCGUCUGAAAUCAGAGAAUCAGGGCAGCUGCAGCCGGGCGCCGUCGCAAGUGUCCAUCUCCUCCUCGAUGCACCCCCCUGUGGCACUGUCCCAGCACAGCCUCAACCUGACCGAGUCCACCAGCCUUGACAUGCUGUUAGAUGACAAUGGUGAUGGCAGUACACGCAAAGAGGGUCGCCAUGUCAAGAUCAUGGUCAGCCUGGAAGAAGAUGUUAAGUGGAAGGAGGAAUGUCGACCUCGUCAGUUCCUGAUUGGCUGUAUUGGAGUUAGCGGCAAAACCAAGUGGGAUGUCUUGGAUGGGGUGGUCAGACGUCUCUUCAAGGAGUAUAUCAUCCAUGUGGAUCCUGUGAGUCAAUUAGGCCUGAACUCAGACAGCGUGGCUGGAUACGGCAUUGGGGACGUCCGGCGCACAAGUGGGGCAGAAACUCCUGAGCUGCUGCCCUGCGGGUAUCUUGUGGGGGAGAAUGAUACCAUCUCCGUGUUUCUCAAAGGAGUGGAGGUCCACAGUCAAGACAGCCUGGUGUUUGAGACGCUCAUUCCCAAACCAAUGCUGCAGCGAUAUGUGUCCCUACUGCAGGAGCACAGGCGCAUCAUCCUCUCUGGUCCCAGUGGAACUGGCAAGACCUUUCUGGCCAACCAGCUGGCUGAGUACAUGGUGCUGCAGGACGGCCACAAGCUGCUCGAUGGCAUCAUCGCCACCUUCAAUGUGGACCAUAAGUCUAGCAAGGAACUGCGACAGUACCUGUCCAAUCUCGCUGAUCAGUGCAGCAGCGAUAGCCAUGCAGUAGACAUGCCCCUGGUCGUGAUUCUGGACAACCUGCAUCAUGUCAGUUCCCUGGGGGAAAUAUUCAAUGGCCUGCUCAACUGCAAGUACCAUCGAUGCCCUUAUAUAAUUGGCACAAUGAACCAAGCAACUUCUUCCACUCCAAAUCUACAGCUUCACCACAACUUCAGGUGGGUGCUGUGUGCUAAUCACAUGGAACCAGUAAAGGGUUUCCUGGGCCGGUUCCUGCGGAGGAAGCUGAUUGAGACAGAAAUCAGCAGCCGCACGCGAAACAUGGAGCUGGUCAAGAUUAUUGAUUGGAUCCCUCGUGUCUGGCAGCACCUCAACCGCUUUCUAGAGGCUCACAGUUCUUCUGAUGUCACCAUUGGACCACGGCUCUUCCUGUCUUGUCCCAUUGAUGUUGAUGGGUCUAGGGUGUGGUUCACAGACCUGUGGAACUAUUCCAUCAUCCCUUACAUGCUGGAAGCUGUGCGUGAAGGCCUACAGUUGUAUGGAAGAAGGUCACCCUGGGAAGACCCAGCCAAGUGGGUCAUGGACAGCUACCCUUGGGCCGCUAGCCCCCAGCAACACGAGUGGCCCCCGCUGCUCCAGCUGCGGCCUGAAGACGUGGGCUUCGAUGGCUACUCCAUCUCACGGGAAGGCCACAGCAAGCAGAUCCCCCCAAGCGAUGCGGAGGGUGACCCUCUGAUGAACAUGCUGAUGCGACUCCAAGAAGCUGCUAACUGCUCCAGCCCUCAGAGCUACGACAGCGACUCAAACAGCAACAGUCACCACGAUGACAUCCUGGACUCUUCAUUGGAAUCAACGCUGUGAAUCGAUCAGUAGUUUUAAGCACAAGGAAAAAUUACUCCUAAUUACCAGCAACCAGAGCAAGCUGCUCUCAGAGACUGACAAAGAAAUACAGUGGGUGCAGGUAACCCCUGAGAGAAAAAAUAAUUUCAUUUUUAACAACAGAAACGAAAAAAAGGGCACUGCUUUAGUUUUUAAAUAUUUUUGUGAAAUGCUGUUCUUAGCCCCGUUAUAGAAUGUUAAAGGUACAAGGAUCUGGCUUUUGUGGAGCUCAUGUCCUGCCAUGGACUUUUCAUCCAGCCUGAAGAACAUACGCCUCCGUUUCUGUGAACCAAACAAUCUUGCUGAACUCCUGCAUAGAUGUGUUACAUAUGCUCUAAACUGCAGAUGGUGCUAGAAGACCGAAGUGCCGGUCUAAAGUGACCACCCUAUGCUGCCCCAUUCACAUGGCCUUGUGCUGUACUCGUGAUCUUUCUGCCUGGAUGUUAACCCAUCCUAGUCCAGUGUGAUCACCCAGUGCCAGCAGAAGGGGUGAGCAUUGGUUUCUGAUCAAACAUGCUGAGUCCUUAGAUGUUCUGUGAUUCAUAGUGGAUGGUGCAUUAUGGCUCUGUGAGGGUUGUUUACUCUCUUUUUAGGGCACAGUUGUGGAGUUCACAGAACAUGCCACAAUAAUGUGUGAUCCCUUGGAGUCAUGUAAUAAGUGUGAUUGGAUCCCUUUCCAGGGGACUCAGGUUUUUAGCUGUGUAGGCUUAUUGUUUCGGUUGCCAGGGUGCCAGACUGUGAUUGAGGGCACAGGUUGGGCCAUAACUCUGUUACAGGGUGAGCUUUAUAGCCUUCCGCUGGCGUACCCCUUCCGCUUUGGAGCACUCACAGACACAGCAGUAAAGCGCAGCCAGCUUCUUAUAGCUCGCUAGUGCGCAUUGUCACAGAGGAGCAGUCGCAAGCUUUGACAAACAUCUUUUUGGUGCUGAGCUGCAAAAAUGAUGCCUUACCUCUUUUGUAAUAUUUAACAUGCAUCGGUGUUGUUGUCUUUUUUUACUUUUAACUGCAGGGCUGUAGCGUCAUGGUCGCUUGACAAUUUGCAGGUGAAUUUGCAGGUUCAAGGUGCUAUGACAGUUUCCCCCCAUCAUAUCAAAGGAUAAUGCCAUGUUAAUAAGAGGGCAAAUGAAGGCAACUUUCUUUUGGAUCCAUAUCAUUGCUUUGAUCUAGCUGCUGCAGCAUAUGCCCGUCGGGGUAGCUGUCAAAGCCUAAAAUGGGCUUUGAACCACUGAUCAGGUGAAAAUGCUGCAUCUUUCAAAGUCUGGGAUCGGUGCUCAGACAACACCCACUUUAAGUUGUACUGUACAGAUUUAAUGGUUCCGAAAGAUGGCUGAAGAUCUGAAGGGGUUGUUCUUAUACCUCACAAGCCUAUACACUUUAUGCCAUUGUCUUACUUGUUCCACUUUUUUUGUGUUAUUCUUGUAAGUGAUAAUGGAAAUAGUAUCAGUGCAUGAAAUGUGAUGGCUGUGAUGUUUGUUGCCUCAUUUAGGGGAAAGACCUUCAUUUUAUUGCUUUGUUUCUAAUCACUUAUCAAGAUUAAGUAUCCAAAAACAUUUGGAUAUUCUGCAAAGGGAGGGGCCGGGGCCCCGACCUUGCUUUGGAACUAAUGACAGCGUGUCUAGUAGCGAACUCAUUACAAAAGAAUUAACAUUGUGUCAAUUUGCAUUAAGUGUAAAUGGGAUCUCACCCUUGCUUUAUUUCAGAGACAAUGCUUUAUUCCUCCUUUGAAACCCAUAACACUGAGCAUUUGAAAACCUACUUUUAAUAGUAUGACAUACGACUUCAUUUUUUUCCCCUCUCUCCAUGCUUCUGUUUCUUUUCAGCGUUUGACCUGUUCAUUUUGAGUGUUCUUAGUUACUAAUUCUAUGCAACAUUCAUUUUGAAUUUUAAAUGGAAGCCAAAUAGUUUCCUAGUAUUUGUCAGGACUGCCAAGAAUUGUACAGCAACUAAAUCAAUAUGUGAAUAGAUUCUCAGUUGUAAUUUAAUUAGAGGGUUUUUUUCUGUACAUUUUGGCUCUUAUAAUGGAUACAAGCACAAAGCUUUGGCUGGGCGUUUCUUCUUAUGACAUUUUCCCUGCAGGAGUGUGGAUGUUAAUUUUAUGGAAGGGCCACUCUUUGAUGUAGUUGUUUUAAAGUAAGGUGAUCUGUUUAGCAAGGUGUAUUUUGCUAUUUACAUGUACAAUGUAACAUAGAGAAAUGUAAAUAUUACAGUGCUACAUUUUACUGAAAUUUUCUAGCCGUUUUUAAACAAAACUAGAAAAGUAUUUUGUGUACAGUACUCAAUUCACCUAGUGUGUUCUUUCAGGUUUGUCAGAAAUUGCUGUCAGAUUCACACAAAAUAAAUAUGAUCAUUGUAAUGUUAUUAAAUUAUUCAUGAUCAAUAAAUGAAUGCUUAUUUAUUA